Molecule: messenger RNA, 4320 nt
Organism: Ochlerotatus camptorhynchus
Lineage: Eukaryota; Metazoa; Arthropoda; Insecta; Diptera; Culicidae
Exons: 1
Coding region: 1-4320 (1439 amino acids)
Biological process (GO): DNA integration
Molecular function (GO): nucleic acid binding
Source: RefSeq, a predicted model, not a curated record
AUGGAUGCAAAUCAAAUGAAAAUGUUGUUGGAGCAACAAAUGCAGAUGUUUACGAAGAUGAUGGAGGGAAUGCAAGCGACGCAGAAUCAGGCUCAAGCGAUGCAGCGGCAAAGUGCGUCGAAUGUGCAGGUUCCGCAACCAUCGCCGCUAGCAGUGGAAGGCGACAUGCAGGAAAACAUGGAUUUUUUUGAGAAAAGCUGGAAAGACUACGCUAAGGCCAUUGGUAUGGAUCGGUGGCCGCCAGAAGAAAACCCACAGAAGGUAAGCUUCUUGCUGUCGGUCAUAGGAGAGCCGGCAAGGAAAAAAUACUUCAACUUCGAGUUGACAGCAGCGGAAGGUGCAGAUCCGGAGGCCACAUUGGCCGCCAUACGAGAGAAGGUUGUUGCGAAGAGGAAUGUCAUAGUGGACCGGCUCGACUUUUUCUCUACGACACAGCAGACUCGAGAAUCAAUCGACGAUUAUGCCUCUCGUCUCAAGACUCUGGCAAAAAUGGCUAAACUCGGAGUGCUAGAGACGGACCUUAUCGCAUAUAAGGUGGUCACGUCCAACAAGUGGCCAAGUAUGCGAUCAAAAAUGUUAAGCAUUGCAGACAUAACAUUGACGAAAGCGAUAGACAUGUGUCGAGCGGAGGAGAUCACGACUAAGCGGUACCAGGAACUUUCAGUUUUCUAUCCGGAAGUAGAGGUGAACAAAGUCGCGAAAGCUAAGUUCCGUUCCAAGCCUCAAUCACAGCGGUGCAAGUUCUGCGGAGACCGUCAUGACUUCUCUAAAGGUUCCUGUCCCGCUCUUGGUAAGCGGUGCCAUAGGUGCAACGGAAGGAACCAUUUCGGAAAGGUAUGCAAGGCCAGCAACAGAUUCCAGAACAGGAAGUCUCGUAAGGUGAAGGAGGUGAAGGACGAAAGCACUGAUUCGGAGGAGCAAGCACUUUCUUGCAAUGAAGGUUCAUCGGAAGCAAGCGAGGACGAAUACGAAAUCGGCAAGAUUUUCGAUAAUUCAUCGAAAGGAGGUGGCGUGAUGGCUGAGUUGGAUCUCAACUUUGAUAACAAGUGGAAGUCAGUGAUUUGCGAAGUGGACACCGGAGCUAAUACCAGCCUGAUUGGCCAUAAUUGGUUGGUCAAACUCACAGGAGAGGAAACCCCGCAGAUGAUGCCGUCGACGUACAAGCUCCAAAGCUUCGGUGGGAAUCCCAUCAAAGUGCUUGGGGAAGUGAAGAUACCGUGCCGUCGGAUGAAGCGUCGAUACCGAUUGGUUCUGCAAGUUGUGGACGUGGACCAUUGCCCCCUACUGUCGGCAAAGGCAUCACGUGUUCUGGGCUUCGUCAAGUUCUGCAAAUCGGUCACAUUCGGUAAGUCUGAUGAAGCAAAUUCGCCAAACUUGUUGAAUGUUCACAGGAUCGAAGCGGAGAAGAUUAUCCAAGGCCACAAAGGAAUCUUUUCUGGUUACGGAAAAUUUGAAGGUCAAGUAUCGUUGGAGGUAGACCAUUCUGUUACACCUUCAAUCCAACCUCCUCGUCGUGUUCCGAUCGCCCUGAGAAGCAAGUUGAAGAACGAAUUGGAAUCAUUGGAGAAGGAGGGAAUGAUCGUGAAGGAAGCCAGGCAUACCGAUUGGGUCAGCAACAUUGUGAUUGUGCAACGGGGUGACCCGGAAUCUUCAAGCAUCAGAAUCUGUCUUGAUCCUAUUCCACUCAACAAGGCGCUGAAGAGACCGAACCUACAGUUUGCUACACUGGAUGAAAUUCUUCCUGAGCUGGGCAAGGCGAAGGUGUUUUCUACUGCGGACGCCAAGAAAGGGUUUUGGCACGUAGAGCUCGACGAACCCAGCAGCAAGCUUACAACAUUUUGGACUCCUUUCGGUCGGUAUCGUUGGACUAGGCUGCCUUUUGGUAUCGCAUCAGCUCCUGAAAUCUUCCAGACGAAGCUGCAGGAGGUUAUCCAGGGUCUCGAAGGAGUCGAAUGUUUGGCAGACGAUUUGCUGAUAUUUGGAGUUGGGGAAACUUUGCAAGAAGCGCUCAUUAACCACAACAGAUGCUUGAAGAAUCUUCUAAUUCGCCUGGAAGAGCACAACGUAAAACUGAACAAAACGAAGCUCAAGCUCUGCCAAACGUCUGUGAAAUUCUUCGGACAUGUCCUGUCAAGCAAAGGUCUUCUACCAGAUGAGUCGAAGGUUGCUACGAUCCAAAAUUUUCCUACACCUCUCAACCGGAAGGAAAUACACCGUUUUAUUGGAAUGGUGAACUAUUUGGGCAGAUUUAUUCCAAAUCUUAGCAGCAACCUGACAAACCUUCGUAAGCUGAUUUCAGAUGAAGUUCCCUGGCGCUGGACGAAUAUUGAGGUGGAAGAGUUCAACCGAGUAAAGGGCUUGGUUGCAGACGUUGGAACCUUGCAGUACUAUAACCCAAGAAAACCAUUGACCAUUGAAUGCGAUGCAAGUUGCUUUGGAUUGGGAGUUGCUGUCUACCAGGAUGAAGGAAUAAUAGGCUAUGCCUCAAGGACGUUGACUGCGACUGAACGAAACUACGCGCAGAUGGAUAAGGAGCUGUUGGCGAUUCUGUUUGCGUGUGUUCGUUUCGACCAACUUGUGGUUGGAAAUCCGAAAACGAUUGUGAAGACCGAUCAUAAGCCCUUGAUCAGCAUUUUCCGGAAGCCUUUGUUGUCUGCUCCAAGAAGAUUGCAACAUAUGCUGCUCAACCUACAACGUUACAAUUUGGUAAUUGAGUUCGUCACAGGAAAGGAAAAUGUUGUGGCUGAUGCGCUAUCCCGUGCACCGUUCGAUGACAAGGCAGUGAAAGACGAAUAUAACAAGAUGCACAUUUACAAAGUGUUUGAUGAUGUCGAAGGGUUGGAGCUUACGAAGUUUCUUAACAUAUCGGACAGUUGCCUGAACGAGAUCAUGGAUGAAACGGUGAGGGAUCCUUGUAUGCAGAGCAUCAUCACUUUUGUUCAGCAAGGUUGGCCUGGAACGGCUGAUAAAGUACCAGAUGGACUCCGUGUGUAUUUCGGGUAUCGGGAUGAGAUAUCAGUACAGGAUGGAAUCGUUUUUCGACAUGAUCGCAUUCUUGUUCCACAUGCUUUGCGAAGAGAGAUGAUCGAAAAGUGUCACGUUAGUCACAAUGGGAGUGAAGCGACUCUCAAGUUGGCUAGAGCAAACCUGUUUUGGCCAGGCAUGAGCAGUCAAAUCAAGGAUGUCGUGAAAGGUUGUCCGGUUUGCGCAAAAUUUGCUUCGUCGCAGCCGAAUCCACCCAUGAUGAGUCAUCAAAUUCCCCUGUAUCCGUUCCAGUUGAUCUCGAUGGAUGUUUUCUUCAGUGAGUUCCGUGGUCGCAAUCAGAAGUUCCUGGUCACCGUCGACCACUAUUCAGAUUUCUUUGAGGUGGAUAUCCUAAAGGAUCUGACACCGGAAUCGGUUAUAGCAGCUUGCAGUAGAAAUUUCGCUCGACAUGGAAAACCACAAACCUUGUUGACCGACAAUGGAACGAACUUCCUCAACCAGAAAAUGAGGAAGUUUGCAACGGAAUGGGACAUCAAACACGUCACUUCGGCUCCUCAUCAUCAGCAGGCUAACGGGAAAUCGGAGGCAGCCGUGAAGAUUGCAAAGCGCUUACUGAAGAAAUCGGAGGAAACCGGAACGGACUUCUGGUAUGCACUUUUGCAUUGGAGGAACAUCCCGAAUAAGAUUGGCUCUAGUCCUGCUGCUCGUUUGUUUUCUCGUUCUACACGUUGUGGAAUACCAACAUCCGGGGCGAAUCUUAUGCCGAAAGUUGUCGAACAUGUUCCUGAAGCAAUCGAGGAGAACAGAAGGAAGAUUAAAUUGAAUUACGACAGAAAAACAAGAAACCUACCUGACCUACAGACUGGAUCACCCGUUUAUGUGCAGAUGAAUCCGGAAAUUUCAAAACAGUGGACGCCGAGAACCGUUGCCAAUCGCCUCAGUGAUCGGUCUUACACCGUGAAUGUGAAUGGCAGCAACUAUCGUCGGAGUUUGAUUCACUUGAAGCCGCGUAAGGAACCCGAAUCGUCGGCAGAAAAUUUAACAACAAACACAGUUCCAAAGCCAUCGGAGGGAGAAAACGAAGAAGAAAAUUGCAGUUAUCCAGUUGACAGUUCUCAAUCAGUUCUCACCCAGAAUUCUCACAACAAGUCACCAGCUCAGGCAGUGGUGCCAGUUUCGACUUCGCCGAUUCUACCGAUCGCAGCGCCUCGUAUGUGUCAGUCACCGAAGCCUAAGGAGAAUUUGAAUUCAGCAUCCAGUUCCAUCAACAGUCGUCCGAAACGGGUGUCUCGUAUUCCAGAGAAGCUGAUGGACUAUGUUAUUGAGUACAAGUGA